AUGAUCCGACUUUCGCAGCUCCCUUGGGGGCUUGCGGCAGCCAUCCUUGGUGCGACAUGGCUACCCGCACUGCAAGUUGCAGCAACGCCAUCCGUCAAUGUUGGCUUGAAGGCCGCUUUCCCGUCGCCUCCAUAUCUGGUUGAGCUGCUAGAAACAGCAGCUCCCGACAAUGCGACUGUCUACUUCGCCCUCCUCAACCGCAUCGCCCAAGGCCACUUCGCCAGUGCAACGACGGAGAAGGAGCUCUACGAGAAAUUCUUGGACGUCCUGCAAAGUGACGGACACAUGAGCCCCGAGUCGCUGUCAACCUACAAGCUUGCACUGUCCUUGAGAUCUGCUGCACCUAGGAUCGAGGCCCACUACCAAUUCUAUGCAACUGCCGUAGAGCCGUCGCUGGAUGGAGAGCAAGACGGCUGCGACCAUUGGUUCCUGGCUAAUGGGAAGCAAUACUGCACGCCCGUCCUCGACGGCGCGGCGCGUGGAGCUGUCAAGGGCAGCUCCCAGGGACGCACACUACCGUUCGAUCGCAAGUUCGGCUCGGGGUUGCAAGACAUUGUUCUCUAUGCAGACAUCACAUCUCCGGGCUUCUCAAAGUUCCACGAAAUUGCCAUGGACAUUGCGCGGAAAGGAGAGGCUUCCUACCGGAUCAGGUACAGGAGGAGCCCUGCCCACCCCGCCGACACGCUCUCGGUCAAUGGAUACGGCGUCGAACUUGCCUUGAAGAGAACCGACUACAUUGUCAUCGACGACAGAGAGGCAGACGCGGCCAAGGCAACGACGGAUCAGGCGCAGAAAGUUAUCAGCUCCGAUAUCAUCCUCGACGAAGAAGAGGAGGUUAAGGACAUCAAACCUCUGGAAAAGUCGGAGCUCUCGUCUAUUGGGAUGAAAGCGGCUUCCUACAUAAUUCAGAGCGACUUGCCGUUUGACACUCUCCUCAAACUCACUCAGGAUUUCCCCAAAUACUCCACCUCGCUUGGAGGCCAGAAUAUCUCGAGUGAGUUCGAGGCCGAACACCAGGCGAACCGACAGGUCCUGGUUCCACAAGGCAUGAACGUACUUUGGAUGAACGGUGUGCAGCUGGUUGACCGGCAAAUGCAACCUUUUGGACUCGUAGAUCUGUUGAGGCGGGAACGAAAACUCAUGAACGGUGUUCUGGAUCUCGGACUUACUGGACAAGAAGCCAUCUCCCUUCUCGGCCAUGACGAGGUAGCCCAAGCAAAGGCGUCGGGCGAGGAGGAAGCCCGGAGAUUUGACUGGCGCGAUCAAAUCGAGGACGGCCGGGUCAUUAUCUGGCUCAACAACAUCGAGAAAGAUAAGCGGUAUAGUGCCUUUUCGCCAUCCCUCUGGACUCUGCUCCAGCACUUUGGCGGCGGGCUACCCCAAGUGCGGAAAGACAUCUUCAACUUGGUCGUCCCCGUAGACUUUACCAAGCCUGUAGACGUCAAGAUCAUUGUGGAGCAAUUGCAAGGCUUCGUAAAGCGGCUAGUACCUAUUCGAUUUGGCCUCGUUCCCCUUACUUCGACUGGGGAGGCGAUCGAGCAAGCUAAAGUUGUCUACCACCUUCUUGAGAGCUACGGACUGGGGGCGGUAAUCGCAUAUCUGGAGCAAUCGGCUGAGGCAGCGAAGACCGCCAAAGCAGAUGAAGGAAUUUUCAAUGCGGCAAUCAAGGACCGCUCAUUGCGUCCGGACGCUACUCUUCUUCCCUUCAAACAAAUUUUCACAUCCGAAGAGCAUGAGAAGCAGAUCCAUCAAGCAAAGCAUUGGACGGAACGGCUGCGCGCUAGCGGCGAAGUCCCUCCUGUUUUCUUUAACGGUCUUGCUCUUCCGCGAGAUGAGACAUGGCUUAGGGCGAUGAACCAGAAGCUUAUGGCCGACUUGCAAGCAGUCCAGCAAGCCGCGUACUAUGGUAUUCUCAAUGAGACCUCGUGGAUUCCGGAUCACUUUCUCCAAAACGCCAUUACGCGGCGUAACACGUUCAUCUUCCCCGAGGACCCUCAGGCCAUUUCCGUGCUCAAUGUGAACAAGGUGUACACAGAUCACCAAGAUCUCUUCAUCAAGGUUCCUGUGAUCGAGGCAGACGAGCGUUCAACCAAGGAAGAUUGGGCCGCCCUGACUGUUGUUGCAGACCUUGACAAUGUUGAAGGCCAAAAGCUUCUAUAUUUCGCUCUCCAGUUCCGCCGUGAGCACCUUGGCGUCCGCCUUGAUAUUGUGCACAAUCCCGCUGAUCUGUCUCAGUCUCCCUCCCUAGUCAACGGGCGUGUCAAGGUUAGGGAAGACAGCCUAACCAACGUCGGACGCCUCGUGGAUUUGGAAAACAUACUCGAUGGCUCCAGAACUGACCCCGAUUCGGCAUUGGAUACUGCCCUGGCCAAUUUCAUCUCUGGUACCAAUCUAAGAGCAGGCGACAACGUCUUGAUGCUCAAUGGGCGGGUUGUCGGCCCCAUUGUCUCAGCCGAAGACUUCAAAAAGGAGGAUUUUGAGCAGUUCUUGGAAGCCGAACGCGCCGAGAGGAUUUUGCCCGUCUAUAAAGCGAUUGAAAACCUCGGCCUGGACGACAAACUAUCCGGCCCCCUGGCAGCAGCCAAAUUGUCCUCGGUCACUGCUCUGUCGAGCUUAUCGGAUGUUCCGCAGGGGAUUUUCGAUUCUGCAAGUCCGGUUAGGACCACGGCAUAUAAGGCAUGGAACUCGACCCAUACCUCAUUCCAAGUCGGUGACCCAACGACCGCCACAAUUUUCUUGGUAGCUGUCAUAAAUCCCGCAAGCGAAACCGGCCAGAAAUGGGCUGCUAUUCUCAAAGUGCUUUCCGAGCUCGAGGGCGUGCAUCUCCAGGUAUUCCUGAAUCCUUUAGAGGAUCUCGGUGAACUUCCCGUCAAGAGAUUCUACCGCUACGUCCUCGAUUCAGCCCCUAGCUUCGAUGAGAAUGGGAAACUCAAAUCACUUUCGGCUACCUUCGUUGGUGUACCAUCGGAAACCCUCCUUAUUGCUGGGAUGGAUGUGCCCCCGGCCUGGCUCGUCACCUCAAAGGUCUCUGUCGAUGAUUUGGACAACAUCCGGAUAAAAGACAUCAAAGCCAGGAGAAACACUGAGCAUAUCGAGGCAGUAUAUGAGCUCGAAAAUAUUCUUAUCGAAGGUCAUUCCAGAGAAUUGCCAGCCGGCGGACCUCCACGAGGUGUGCAGCUUGUUCUUGCAACUGAGAAGGAUCCGCACUUCGCCGACACCAUUAUCAUGGCGAACCUUGGCUUCUUUCAGUUCAAAGCCAACCCCGGUGUCUUCAGCAUUCAGCUCAAAGAGGGCCGGAGCUCGGACAUCUUCAGCAUCGAAAGCGUAGGAGCCAAAGGCUGGGCGCCUACCCCCGGCGACGAGACGACGGAGAUUGCCUUGAUGGACUUCCAGGGCACUACCCUCUAUCCGCGCCUCGCCCGCAAAUCCGGCAUGGAGCUUGAAGACGUGCUCGAAGAGGCCAAGCAUUCCUCCGGUGGCGCCAUGGACUAUGUUUCUAAGGGUUUCAAGUUCGCGGAAGGUCUUCUCGGCAGUGCAACAGGCAGGCAUGCCAAGUCGGUCUCUGACAUAGAGCACGGCGAGAUCAACAUCUUCUCGGUUGCCAGCGGUCAUCUCUAUGAGCGCAUGCUUAACAUCAUGAUGGUCAGCGUGACGAGGCAUACCAAACACACAGUCAAGUUCUGGUUCAUCGAGCAGUUCCUCUCGCCGUCUUUCAAGGACUUUAUCCCGACCAUGGCGGCCGAGUACGGGUUCAAGUACGAGAUGGUCACAUACAAGUGGCCCCAUUGGUUGCGGCAGCAAAAGGAGAAGCAGCGUGAGAUCUGGGGCUACAAGAUCCUCUUCCUCGACGUCCUCUUCCCGCUCUCGCUAGACAAGGUCAUCUUCGUGGAUGCGGACCAGAUUGUGCGCACCGACAUGUACGACCUGGUGCAGCUCGAUCUCGAGGGCGCGCCCUAUGGCUUCACGCCCAUGUGUGACUCGCGCGUCGAGAUGGAGGGCUUCCGCUUCUGGAAGACAGGGUACUGGGCCAACUACCUCAAGGGCCAGCCUUAUCACAUCAGCGCGCUCUACGUGGUCGACCUGCGCCGCUUCCGCGAGCUCGCCGCCGGCGACCGCCUGCGCCAGCAAUACCACACGCUCUCGGCCGACCCGGGCUCCCUGUCUAACCUCGACCAGGACCUGCCCAACCACAUGCAGUUCCAGAUCCCCAUCCACAGCCUGCCGCAGGACUGGCUCUGGUGCGAGACGUGGUGCAGCGACGACACUCUCCGCACCGCCCGCACCAUCGACCUCUGCAACAACCCCCAGACCAAGGAGCCCAAGCUGGACCGCGCCCGUCGCCAGGUGCCCGAGUGGACAGAGUACGACGAUGAGAUUGCCGCGCUGGCCCGCCGGCGGAGGCAGCAGGACCAGGACCAGCAGGGCGAUGCCGAAGAGCAUGUUGAGAAGAAUACCAAGAGCAGGCGGCUGGACGUGGGCGGUGAGGGGGCGGCAACGGAGACGGCUCAUACCAAGGAUGAGUUGUAA
Messenger RNA from Lasiosphaeria miniovina, 4527 nucleotides. Its product is annotated as glycosyltransferase family 24 protein. Bases 1 to 4527 code for a protein of 1508 amino acids. The transcript is spliced from 2 exons. Gene Ontology annotation, molecular function: UDP-glucose:glycoprotein glucosyltransferase activity. The record is from RefSeq and is a predicted model, not a curated record. Lineage: Eukaryota; Fungi; Ascomycota; Sordariomycetes; Sordariales; Lasiosphaeriaceae. Gene Ontology annotation, cellular component: endoplasmic reticulum.